AUGUUCGGACUACUUCGGCCGUCCCGCUAUGUGACGCCACGAUUGACGGAGCACCUGUUGGCCUACCUUAACUGUAUGAGGGAGGAGACAGUAGGAAGUGCAAGGUUAGUCUCUUUGGAUAAUCGCAUGAGACAGUCCCUCACCUACACCAGAACCCUGUUUGAACACAGAGGGGAGUGGCAGGGGCUCUGGAACUUCUGCAUGAUGUCCUCCAUCGUGCCUAAGAAAAACAUGGUGAAGUCAAUCUCAGAAGAAAUGUCCGAGGGCAUCUAUGAAGAUCCGGAUGCUCUUUUGACUGAAAUCCAUUCACAAGAAAAGAAAGAAGAAAUAGUAAAACCUAUACCUCUCCCAAGAAUUAAAUCUUCACUGUACAUCAACAACAACUACUCUUCCAACGCAGCACCCAACCCAGUCAAGUCGAGUUCUCUACAUGAGAAGAGACCAAUGAUGGGCCGCCCGGUUCGUCCUGCUCCUCUUCCACCAGAGAGCCAAGAUGUUACUUCAACCCCAACGGCUGGGAGACGUAGUAGUAAGCCUCUCCCUCCAAAGGUAGGGGGAACGCCUCCUCCUCCCCCUCCACGACCAGACCAAUCUACUCUUUAUUCUUAUUACGGCCAAGUGCCUUCUCCAGCGAGCCCACUUCCAGAGAGCUUCACGGGGACACCUCAACAGUCCCGACGUUCCUCCACCAGCUCCACUGUACCAAGGCCUGUCUCACCAAGACUUUCACCCUCUGGAGAAUGGGCGAAUUUGUCCUUCACAAGCCAAGCAGAGGCCAUAGGCAGACAGAACAGGACUUUAUCUGUACCCUGUCCGGGCUCGUCUCACCCCAGUCUUCCCAGCAGGUCUUCUUCUGUUACAGAGAUCAGAUCACCAGGAUUAAAUUAUUACAAUGAGAGAGACUUUCCCACCUACCUGGAAAUAAUUUCAGAUGAACCCCCGCACGGAAGGAUACGGUCCAUGUCUCAUCACAAUACAGAUAACCAGGCUGACAUAUAUCAGCUGACGACAGACGACAUCCCAGGACUGCUUGAAUGGUUGAAAAGCGAAUCCAAUUUCAUGGCUCCACCUUUGCAUGGUUUCAGCAUAGAGGAACAAAUCAGAUUUCUUGAUCAGAGGGCCAUGAACGUGAGAAAGGCUCGGCGUCUCUACAACCUACUCAUGAUGAGCCGAAAGGAAAGCCUUCAGAAUGUCCUCAAAGAGUUUGAAUUCAUCUGCGAAAAGCUAGACAAGGUGAAGAAGACCAAUAGAAACAUGGGUAUUGCUGGGGGCACGACCGGUGCCGUAGGAGGGGUGGCGGCAGUGGUGGGCAUCGCUUUGGCUCCGGUGACCAUGGGUGCCUCCCUAGUUGCUACAGCUGUCGGUGCUGGGAUGAUAGCAGCUGGUGGAGGAUUCGGUGCUCAUGCUGCUAGAGUCAACAAGAAGAUUGUGAACAGGACAACAGUUGAGAAAAUGGUAAAUGAUUAUAAGUCUGGAGUAGUGGACAUGGAAGAUUGCCUGCAGUUUAUGCUCUCUGAGAUGGAUGAGCUGCGGAGGCAUGACUUUGCCCGGCUACAUUCUACAGCAGCCCACCCAGACACAGUCAGAAUGACAAAGCUGGCACACACCUUGUUCAACAGUAACACCUCCCGCAGGGGAAUGUCUGUCAUCCACCCAGGCGAACAUCUGACGCGAAACGGCUUUAUCGGAAACGGCUCUAUUUGCCGAAAUGGCAGCGUAAAAGUGCAGCUACCAAGCAGCAGCCAACAACACAGUGCAUCCAGCAAGUGCACUGAGUCACUUCCAAUUCAACAAACAUGUCGUCCUUUUUGGAAACCCUCAACACUGCUGCAUUUGACAGCAUAAAAGAGUUCGUACGCACCCUAUCAUCGACACACGGGCCCUUUGUGACCAACAACAGCCACUAUGACCAUGAUGAUGACAAACUCACAGUUUGGCCUGGAAGACAUGGAGGCCCUUCUCUGGGAGCCUUCCUCUCCCAUGGCUGAUGUCAUGGGCUCCCUGUUCGUUAACCCUGACAUAGACGGGCAACAGGAGGGAGGAGGAACGUUGUUGCAGGGGGACACAUCACCCGUGUCGCCCCUCGCGUCUUCAUCGCCAUCUUCCUCCUCCUCUCCGCCUCCCUUCUAUUCUCCUCCUCCGUCUCCGCCGGAUGUCCUCCUCCAUGGGGACAAGGCCGGUACUGAGUCUGAACUCCUUCCCUUCACUUUGUUGGGCCACUCUGAUCAGCUGAGAGGUAGACAGAUGCCCUCAGAUGACAAAGAGGAUGCAGUCAUUGACCUUGACUGGAUGGCAGAGAGGGUGGAUCUGAGUGAGUUUGACCUGGACUCUCUGAUUGGCUCCUGCAGUCCUGCCGAGGAGGCCCCCACCUCUCCAGAGGAGCUGCUUGCUUCCCUGGAUUGCUCCAUGGAGCUCGAACCCUUCCCACUGCCGACACUCCAAACUCCUGUCCUCCCCAGUCUUCCUUCUGCCUCGUAUCCGAGCGCCCCGUCCCCCGCUCUGUCCAGCGAUUGUCCAGAUCCGUCUGUCAUUACAGUGGACGAGCCUCAAUCUUGUGUUGAUGGGCAAGAGGUUCCUCUCUCUCUUCUCUCUGUCCCAGAGCCACAGGAGGAGUUGGAAAUUAAAUCUGAACCUGCCUCUCCAGAUCCCCCCCCCCCGGUGGUUCAUUCUGCUUCCUCCCCAGUCUUCACGCUUGACCUGGGCAGCGAAGUGGACGUCGCUGAGAGUGAUGUGAAGCCCGUGGUCACGACCGUGGUCCCUCAGGUCCCAAGGAUUGUGCUCUCCCUCUCCCCAACCCGCAUCGUCCUCGUGCUGUCUCCCAAAAACAAAGCGUCCGAGGUAGUUCGCUGCCCCCCGCCGGCCUCGCCCCCACAGAGCUCCCCCAGAAGCCGGCCGUACCCCGAGCUGAAGCACGGAGCCACUCCCCCCGCAAACCAUGAAGCAAAGGCCGAAAGGCCAACGCUGAAGGCUCCCAGGGACAAGAAGCAUAAGAAGAUGGAGCAGAAUAAAACGGCUGCCACGCGCUACAGGCAGAAGAAGAGAGCCGAACAAGACGCCCUCCUGGUAGAGCAUGCACAGCUGGAGAAGAAGAACGUGGAGCUGACCGAAAAGGCUGAGUCUAUGGCCAGGGAGAUCGAGUAUCUGAAAGAGCUGAUGGAGGAAGUCCGCCAGGCUAAGCUGAGGAAAGGUCUCUGUGCUGAUCCCUAGUGGUUGGACCUAGUAGCAGUAGAUGGUGGCAGAUAAGAAGCCGACCCCGUCAAUGAUAUAUCUUUCAUAUUACUAAUGAUCAGUAUCGUGUGAUCUAUCCACACUGCAUGUCUUUUAACACUGGUAUUGAAGUAAUGCUUUAAUCGUGUAUUAAGUCGUGGAGAAAGGAGUAUUUUUCCAUUCAGUGUAUACAAAUUGUGCUACUUUUUAUGUAUUUUUUCCUCAUACAAGGCCCUCACUUACUAGCCAGUAGUACGUCUUUAAAGAUUUAAAAUGAGUUUGAUAUACAGUAACCUGACUAAAUGUAUAAUUAUUAAUCUCUUAAUAAAGAGUCGGAAACCU
Molecule: messenger RNA, 3549 nt
Organism: Menidia menidia (Atlantic silverside)
Lineage: Eukaryota; Metazoa; Chordata; Actinopteri; Atheriniformes; Atherinopsidae
Source: the annotation of a GenBank genome assembly